This is a messenger RNA of Paraglomus brasilianum, 351 nucleotides long. Lineage: Eukaryota; Fungi; Glomeromycota; Glomeromycetes; Paraglomerales; Paraglomeraceae. The record is from the annotation of a GenBank genome assembly.
AUGGAGAAAACGAACCCACCAAGAAAUCGGAAAUCAAACCCGGAUUUCACUGGUCAAGAAUAUAUAAUGAAAGUUCGGAAGCCACGUCAACAACCGCCAAGAAAACCACGUAUUUGUCCAAAGUGCAAAAGAAUGGCAAAAGAGUUCAAUGAACUACACAAAACAUUUGAUUCCAUAAGCCAGCUUGUUAGCGAUUUCGGCGCCAUGAAACUGGAAAAUGUAGAGAAAAAAUAUACGUUUGCUCACUUGUCGACCGAAGCCUUGGUCGAACUUACAGAAAAGGUGGCCAUCAUCUGUACAUCCGCAACAAAUCGCACAACGAAAGAUUCGGUAACGAAUACAAAGGAUUAA